UUUUUUUCUUCUGCUCUCUCGUAGCAAACACAAAGCAGACACAGGCACACGAUGGCCGAAGUCAAAGCCAUGGAACAUCCAUCGCUAAAGGUGCCGUACGAAAUACUGAACAAACGUUUCCGAAUCGCGCAGAAAACGCUAGACCGCGAGCUUAGCCAGAUACAGAACGUAGCCUCGGAGCUAGAGAAGGGUCUUUCGGAGGGUUCGAACAGCAUGGAAAUCUCUCGUCUUCUCGGGGGUGUGGUCGAGCGACUGCAGGUCCUGAAACGGAAGGCCGAGGAGAGCAUCUCGGAGGAACUGUCGGCCGGGUACGUGUGCAAACGUCGCCUGGAGCACCUGAAGCAAAACGUCAACCCACCGGUGGAUGCGACCACGCUCGAACUGCAGACUGCGGCCACGAACCAGUGGAAAAAGAUCCGGUUGGAUCGAAUGAUAGUGGAGCAUUUUCUGCGCCUCGGAUACUACGAUACGGCGGAACGGUUGGCCGAACGUAGCGGCAUCCGGGAUCUGACCAACAUCGACAUUUUCCAGGUGACGCGUGAGGUUGAACGCGAUCUCGUGAACCGCUGCACGCUCAAAUGUAUCGCCUGGUGUAACGAUAACAAGUCGAAGCUGAAGAAGAUUAACUCCACCAUCGAGUUUCAGCUGCGUGUGCAGGAGUUUGUCGAGCUGAUUCGGGAGGAUAAGCGCCUGCUGGCGGUGCGCCACGCCCAGAAGUACUUCCCUGCGUUCGAGCACGAACAGCUGAAGGAGAUCCGCCAGUGUAUGGCACUGCUGGCGUUCCCGGUAAGCACGGAGAUCGAACCGUACAAGACGCUGUUCGAUCCGCAGCGCUGGCAGGAUCUGGUGUUGCACUUCCGGCUGGAAAACUAUCGGCUGUUCCAGCUGCCGGCCCAGUCGGUGUUGAGUGUGGCCGUGCAGGCGGGUAUCUCGGCGCUCAAGACACCGCAGUGCUACUCGUACACGGCGAAGAACAUGAACUGUCCGGUGUGCCAGGAGAACGUAAACGAGAUCGCCGAGAACCUGCCCUUCUCGCAUUGCGCCCAAAGUCGUUUGAUUUGCAGAAUCACAGGCAAACCGCUGAACGAGCACAACCUACCGAUGAUGUUGCCAAAUGGGCAGAUUUUUGGACAGCAAGCGAUCGAACAGAUGCGCCGCGAGAACGACGUACUCGUGUGUCCGAAGACAAGCGAAUCGUUCCGCGCGCCAAAGAUAGAGAAAGUCUUCGUGAUGUAGUAGCACCACGAGUACACCAACGAAACCAUGGCCAAACAUCGCUUGGCAUCUCAGAUAUGGCCACGUGUGUGGAGACACGACGGCGUUGCGUUUUUUUCUUUUCUUUUAAUGAAUUUCUCGUUUUUAAGCGAUCUAGCUUCGGCCAGCAUUGGCAGAUAUACAUUUUCAUACCAAUAUUUCUACCAUUAUUAUCUUGAACUAUUUGCAAUCAAUUUUCGUCUCCUUCUUUUUAAUUACAAAUAAGGAAGGUUUACCUUCGAACUAGGGAUAUAAGUUAGAAUUUUUUUUACUAUCAGAAGGAGCAAUUAGCAACAUGUUUUACGCAUCGGCGAGCGAACGAUGCGCAUGAACCAAAAAUAUUUGCUACCGUAGCAGACACGUUUACCGAUUUCAAGCCCUUCUAGAGCUACGCAAAACGCAUGCUACGAUUUUAAUUUACAACUGACGUUUUGUUACAUUACGUGCGAAUGCAUCGUGAAAAUUGGAAAAAUACAGACAUGUCGUCAACGGUUCGUAACAAAAGUGGGCACCAUUUUUGCAAACUCUCAUUGAUUUUCUUUCUUUACAAACCUAUAAUGUAAGCAAAAGUGCGUGUGUGAUCAUCUCUUAGCUAUGGAUAAGGCAACUUUGUUUGCAACAUUUGCUUGUUCAAAAAUGUAAAUGUAUGUCGAUCGAUAUCUCCAAUCGGUAGUUCUAAGUAAUCUCGGUUCCACACGCUCAGACGCCUGCACGCCCGGCAAGUGGUUCCGUUGACGGAAGCUAAUCCUAAACUAAUAGAGGGCGGUCAGUUGUGCGGCGGCAAUGCACGAUAUCACGGCAUCGACCACGCACCUGACGCCUGACGAGUUGCUUAUGAUGCGAAUGUAUUAAUGCUGGGUAAUGAAAGAACGAUCGUGGAGUUGCUGUGAUUGAGCGACAUGUUGAACCGGAAUCGGAACCGAAAUUCGACAUCGACAAAAGGCAAUUCUGCUAGGAUAAAACAGCGAACACAUGAAGCCAUCGGAUCGUCAACGCAAUAAACAAGUAUAGUUUCGCAAGAAUAUGUAUAUUACUGAUAAGAGCAUUAGGGGCAGGUGUUGUGACGCGAAAGGAUUCUCGAGAUUAAGAGUGACACUAAUGGUUUGCUAUAUGAUU
This is a messenger RNA of Anopheles nili, 2370 nucleotides long. It is a transcript of the gene Kaz, whose product is annotated as E3 ubiquitin-protein transferase MAEA. Gene Ontology annotation, biological process: proteasome-mediated ubiquitin-dependent protein catabolic process. The record is from RefSeq and is a predicted model, not a curated record. Gene Ontology annotation, cellular component: nucleus; cytoplasm; GID complex. The transcript is spliced from 3 exons. The coding region runs from base 52 to 1236 and encodes 394 amino acids. Gene Ontology annotation, molecular function: ubiquitin protein ligase activity; protein binding. NCBI's taxonomy places the organism in Eukaryota, Metazoa, Arthropoda, Insecta, Diptera, Culicidae.